Messenger RNA from Myotis brandtii (Brandt's bat), 1624 nucleotides. It is a transcript of the gene TGDS, whose product is annotated as TDP-glucose 4,6-dehydratase. Gene Ontology annotation, biological process: nucleotide-sugar metabolic process. The record is from RefSeq and is a predicted model, not a curated record. The transcript has 12 exons. NCBI's taxonomy places the organism in Eukaryota, Metazoa, Chordata, Mammalia, Chiroptera, Vespertilionidae. Gene Ontology annotation, molecular function: dTDP-glucose 4,6-dehydratase activity. Bases 89 to 1156 code for a protein of 355 amino acids.
CGAGGCGCGUCGUAAAAGGUCGCGGUGGAACUUCCCUACGGUCUGGACACCUGGCACUUUACGGUGCCAGGCGCGGCUGACCCCGGAGAUGUCGGCUGCGUGUUGGGCGGAUCCCCUGGGUCCUCCCAGCAGCUUUGCGAAGCGGGUGCUGGUGACCGGGGGCGCUGGUUUCAUUGCAUCACAUGUGAUUGUCUCUUUAGUGGAAGAUUAUCCAAACUAUAUGAUCAUAAAUCUAGACAAGCUGGAUUACUGUGCAAGUUUGAAGAAUCUUGAAACCAUUUCUAACAAACAAAACUACAAAUUUAUACAGGGUGACAUAUGUGAUUCUCACUUUGUGAAACUGCUUUUUGAAACAGAGAAAAUAGAUAUAGUACUACAUUUUGCUGCACAAACACAUGUAGAUCUUUCAUUUGUACGUGCCUUUGAGUUUACAUAUGUUAAUGUUUAUGGCACUCACGUUUUGGUAAGUGCUGCUCAUGAAGCCAGAGUGGAGAAAUUUAUUUAUGUCAGCACAGAUGAAGUAUACGGAGGGAGUCUUGAUAAGGAAUUUGAUGAAUCUUCACCCAAACAACCAACAAAUCCGUAUGCAUCAUCUAAGGCAGAGGCUGAGUGUUUUGUACAAUCUUACUGGGAACAAUAUAAAUUUCCAGUUGUCAUCACAAGAAGCAGUAAUGUUUAUGGACCACAUCAAUAUCCAGAAAAGGUUAUUCCAAAAUUUAUUUCUUUACUACAACACAACAGGAAAUGCUGCAUUCAUGGAUCAGGGCUCCAAAAGAGAAAUUUUCUUUAUGCUACUGAUGUAGUAGAAGCAUUUCUCACUGUCCUAAAAAAGGGGAAGCCAGGUGAAAUUUAUAACAUUGGAACCAAUUUUGAAAUGUCAGUUCUCCAGCUUGCCAAAGAACUAAUACAACUGAUCAAAGAGACCAAUUCAGAGUCUGAAAUGGAAAACUGGGUUGAUUAUGUUAAUGAUAGACCCAUCAAUGACAUGAGAUAUCCAAUGAAAUCAGAAAAAAUACAUGGCUUAGGAUGGAGACCUAAAGUGCCUUGGAAAGAAGGAAUAAAGAAAACAAUUGAGUGGUACAAAGAAAAUUUUGACAACUGGAAGAAUGCGGACAAGGCAUUAGAACCCUUCCCAGCACAGCCACCGUUUGUGUAGUUAGGACAGUUUUUGGAAAAAGAAGAAAAUUAUCCUACCUCGACAAGAUAAGAAAUCAAGUGACCAAAUGAAGUGUCUUUUUUUCUUUUUCUUUUUCUUUUUCUUUUUUAUUUCAUGACUUUUUGUAUAAAAUCCAAAUGCCAAAUUCCUCAAUCUUUAGAAGAGUUUCAGUGUUGGCAUAGGAUUUAAAUAUCGAAAUUCUUUCAGGAAACUUUUCUGAAUUAGGAACCAGUAGGCAUAGAAGGGCUCCUUCAUAGGAGUGGGCAGAUGGAGGCAUUGCCUGGUUCUGAGAACAAGGGCAGUAUUAGCUCGGCCGAUGACAGCUUUGCUGGCACUGAACUCAGCCAGCCUCCCAGCCUUUUCCUGACUGGAAAGUCUCUGAAGUUUUCAUUUUUAGGCAAGCAGGAUGAGACUUAGGCCCUAACUCGUCUUUUUUUUUAAGGUAUGAUGUUGUGCUACAAUUGCUUU